Molecule: messenger RNA, 4139 nt
Organism: Myiozetetes cayanensis
Lineage: Eukaryota; Metazoa; Chordata; Aves; Passeriformes; Tyrannidae
Gene: GLDC
Product: glycine decarboxylase
Exons: 26
Coding region: 1-3648 (1215 amino acids)
Biological process (GO): glycine decarboxylation via glycine cleavage system
Cellular component (GO): glycine cleavage complex; mitochondrion
Molecular function (GO): pyridoxal phosphate binding; glycine dehydrogenase (decarboxylating) activity; glycine binding
Source: RefSeq, a predicted model, not a curated record
AUGACAGCGGAGCGGCUCGCGUCACGUGCCGGGAGAGCGCGCGCUGCUCCGCCCCCAGCCCCCUCCAAACCCUCACAACCCCACUCCGAGCUCCCUGGGGGUGGGGGCAGCGCCGGAACAGGGGGAGGAGCGCCCGGAGCUCCGGCACCGCCCCCCGAGUUGACGCCGAGACCCCGAGACACCGAGACACCCGUGCGCUUCCCCCGCCCCACCCCCGUGCGCCUCCCGUGCGCCUCCCGUUCGCCGCGGCAGCCGCCGCGACUCGCUCCGGGCGGAAAGGCCGGCCCGAAGCUUGCGAGCGAAGCCGCUCGCCACUCGAACGCGAGUACACGCUCUGCUGCAGAAACACAGAAACGCUUUUAUCCUGUUCGAGGAAGCCUCUUACGGACGACAGCUCUCAUUCCCGGGCUAACGUGCCCCCUGGGUGCGCGCAGGGAUGCUCGGCUGCCGUCCCGGGGUGGGGCGGGGGUCAGGGCCGUGCUGGGCGGGCGGGCAGGUGGCGGCGGGGCGGGCCGAGCGCGGCACCGCCCCUGGGCCCCAUUGGCGCCGGCGGCGGGGGGCGCUCCGCACCGCCCCCCGCACACAAGUGCAGUGCCCGGCGGCGGCGGGGGCUGCGCGGCGGGGCCAUGCAGAGCUGCGGGCGCUUCUGGGGGCGGCUGGCGGCCCGCGGGGCCACGGGGCACCUGCGGGCGGCGGCGGCGGGGGCAGCGGCGCUGGGGCGGCGGCGAGGCGGCGCGGUGCAUCGAGCAGCUCCUGCCGCGGCACGAUGACUUCUCCCGGCGGCACAUCGGGCCGCGGGAGCAGGAGAAGCGAGAGAUGCUGCGGACCGUCGGGGUGCAGAGCGUCGAGGAGCUGAUGGACAAAACCAUUCCGGCCAGCAUCCGGCUCCGGAGGCCGCUGAGGAUGGAUGACCAUGUCUGUGAAAAUGAAGUCCUUGAAACUCUAUACAAUAUUGCAAGCAAGAACAAGAUAUGGCGGUCUUACAUAGGCAUGGGUUAUUACAACUGCUCAGUGCCUCAGCCCAUUGCACGGAAUUUGUUGGAGAAUGCAGGAUGGGUUACCCAGUAUACUCCUUACCAACCUGAGGUAUCCCAGGGCAGGCUGGAAAGCCUGCUAAAUUACCAGACUAUGGUGUGUGAUAUCACAGGAAUGGAUGUGGCUAAUGCAUCUUUGCUGGAUGAGGGGACAGCUGCUGCAGAAGCUAUGCAGUUAUGUCACAGACACAACAAAAGAAGGAAGUUCUAUGUAGAUGCCCGAUGCCACCCUCAAACUAUAGCAGUGGUUCAAACCAGAGCAAAUUAUACAGGUGUUAUUACUGAGCUCAAAUUACCCCACGAGAUGGAUUUCAGUGGGAAGGAUGUCAGUGGAGUGUUAUUUCAGUAUCCGGAUACUGAAGGGAAGAUUGAAGACUUCUCUGAACUUGUUGAAAGAGCUCAUCAAAAUGGGACUCUCACCUGCUGUGCUACUGACCUUCUGGCUCUCUGUAUUCUGAAGCCUCCUGGAGAGUUUGGGGUGGACGUUGUCCUGGGUAACUCCCAGAGGUUUGGUGUGCCACUGUGCUAUGGGGGACCCCACGCGGCAUUUUUUGCUGUCAAGGAGAAUCUAGUGAGAAUGAUGCCAGGCAGGAUGGUGGGUGUUACAAGAGAUGCAAGUGGAAAGGAAGUGUACCGACUUGCUUUGCAAACACGUGAGCAGCAUAUCAGGAGGGAUAAAGCUACCAGCAACAUCUGCACAGCACAGGCUCUUCUGGCCAAUAUGUCAGCCAUGUUCGGUAUAUACCAUGGGUCUGAUGGAUUAAGGCAUAUUGCACAACGGGUACACAAUGCUACUCUAAUCUUGGCGGAAGGUCUCAGACGAGCUGGUCAUAAACUACAUCAUGAUAUGUUCUUUGAUACCUUGACAAUCACAUGUGGAUGCUCUGUCAAAGAAGUUUUGGACAGGGCAGCUCUUAGAAAGAUAAAUUUUCGAAUUUAUAGUGAUGGCAGACUUGGAGUAUCACUUGAUGAAACUGUAAAUGAGAAAGACCUAGAUGACAUAUUAUGGAUUUUUGGUUGUGAGUCUUCUUCUGAGCUGAUUGCUGAGGGUAUGGGCGAGGAAACCAAAGGCAUCCUCAGUACCUCAUUUAAGAGAACUUCCAAAUUUUUGACACACCACGUUUUCAACAGCUAUCACUCUGAGACAAAUAUCGUGCGGUACAUGAAAAGAUUAGAAAACAAAGAUAUUUCCCUUGUUCACAGCAUGAUUCCUUUGGGGUCCUGCACAAUGAAGCUCAAUAGUUCAGCUGAACUUGCACCUAUUUCAUGGAGAGAGUUUGCCAACAUCCACCCUUUUGUGCCCCUGGAUCAAGCUCAAGGGUAUCAGCAGCUUUUUAAGGAUUUAGAGAAAGACCUGUGUGAGAUUACUGGCUAUGACAAAAUCUCCUUCCAACCAAAUAGUGGAGCCCAAGGAGAGUAUGCAGGCUUGGCUGCAAUCAAGGCUUAUUUAAAUGCCAAAGGAGAACGUCAUAGAACUGUGUGCCUUAUACCUAAAUCUGCUCAUGGUACAAAUCCAGCAAGUGCACAAAUGGCAGGGAUGAAGAUUCAGCCAAUUGAAGUGGAUAAAAAUGGGAGCAUUGAUAUCUCCCAUUUAAAAGCAAUGGUGGACAAGCACAAAGAGAACUUGGCAGCCAUCAUGAUCACAUACCCUUCUACCAAUGGUGUGUUUGAAGAGGAGAUUGGAGACGUGUGUGACCUCAUUCACAAACACGGAGGACAAGUUUACUUAGAUGGAGCAAAUAUGAAUGCUCAGGUGGGUCUGUGUCGUCCUGGAGACUACGGCUCUGAUGUCUCUCACUUAAAUCUUCACAAAACCUUUUGCAUUCCCCAUGGAGGAGGAGGGCCUGGAAUGGGACCAAUUGGAGUGAAGAAACAUUUGGCUCCCUACUUGCCUACCCACCCUGUCAUCAAAAUACAGCCGGAUAAGGAUGCAUGUUCUUUGGGUACUGUCAGUGCUGCACCUUGGGGUUCCAGUGCUAUAUUGCCAAUUUCCUGGGUGUAUAUCAAGACAAUGGGAGCAAAGGGUCUGAAGCAUGCUUCUGAGAUUGCUAUACUGAAUGCAAACUACAUGGCAAAGAGACUAGAGAAGCACUACAAAAUCCUUUUCAAAGGAGCAAAAGGUUAUGUAGCCCAUGAAUUCAUUUUGGAUACAAGACCUUUCAAAAAAACAGCAAACAUUGAAGCUGUAGAUCUUGCUAAGAGGCUUCAGGAUUAUGGUUUUCAUGCUCCAACCAUGUCCUGGCCAGUGGCAGGGACACUUAUGAUUGAACCAACAGAGUCUGAAGACAAAGGAGAACUGGACAGAUUUUGUGAUGCAAUGAUCAGUAUUCGGCAAGAAAUUGCUGAAAUAGAGGCAGGCAGGAUGGACCCCCAAAUUAACCCACUAAAGAUGUCACCACAUACUCUGAACUGUGUCACUUCUUCCAAGUGGGAUCGUCCCUAUUCCAGAGAAGUGGCAGCAUUCCCACUGCCAUUUGUGAAGCCUGAAAGCAAGUUUUGGCCCACAAUUGCUCGCAUUGAUGAUAUAUAUGGGGAUCAACAUCUGGUUUGUACCUGCCCACCCAUGGAAGCCUAUGAAUCUCCAUUUUCUGAACAGAAGAGAGCAUCUUCUUAAGACUGAUUCCAGCUGCCUACAUUUCUGACUCCAUCAGGAUGGCCUUUUCCUGAUUUCCUGGGGAUAUGUAUACUGUGUAUAUUUUGGAUAAUCACCACGUUUGUUAAUUGAAUCACUGCACAGUUAAAAUGUAAAUACAAUCAGUAUGUUAGGUGUGAACAAAAUGUGACUGUUUCUCAGUAGUUGAUGUUGAAGUUACCUUGAUUCAGCCUUUUGUCUGUUUAGUACUAAAGUUUUGACAAUUAACACCCAAUUUGCAAAGUGGUAUGGAAGAUAUGGUUAAAAAGUAGAAAAGACAGAUGCAGAUACAUAAGGCAAUACUAAUGAACAUUAACUGCAGGAGUAAUUGUUUACAUUUUUUUUAAAAAAAUGAUGAAGUAGGUUUUUAAUUUACUUCACGUAUUACUACUAGCAUUGCAAGGGUUAAUAUUUCAUACUGAUUUUUUUAUCUAUCAGUAUUAGUAGUCUAAUAAAACUGGUAAGAAUUUUAA